Molecule: messenger RNA, 384 nt
Organism: Paraglomus occultum
Lineage: Eukaryota; Fungi; Glomeromycota; Glomeromycetes; Paraglomerales; Paraglomeraceae
Source: the annotation of a GenBank genome assembly
AUGAAAGUAUCAAUCUUCGUCCUCUUGUUCGCUCUCUUCGCCUGCCUCGCAAUUGCAGCACCAGUACCACCAGCAGGUACUGCAUAUAAUAAUUUUAAGGUUACCGGUCCAAACGGAACAUUCAAACAAUGGAGUCAGCAAGGAGUUACAUGGAACGUUGACUGGAAUGAACCUGGGGCUUAUUCGGGCAACAAGCAAGUACAUGUCGUCAUCGUUGGUACCAACAACUUUUGGAAAUAUAUUGGAAAGUUCAGCUAUGGCGGUGGCUACGCUCAAUUCACCCUUGACGGAUCAUUCACUCCCGGAAGAUGGUAUUAUCCUUAUGUGUACCGUGAUGAUGAUAGCAACAAGGCUGCUACUGGUAACUGGUUCGGCGUAAACUAA